Messenger RNA from Bactrocera dorsalis (oriental fruit fly), 663 nucleotides. RefSeq names its product neuropeptide SIFamide (gene SIFa). The record is from RefSeq and is a predicted model, not a curated record. Lineage: Eukaryota; Metazoa; Arthropoda; Insecta; Diptera; Tephritidae. The coding region runs from base 205 to 420 and encodes 71 amino acids. The transcript has 2 exons.
AGGACUAAGAAAAUAUAGCUGUAAGAACAAGCAGUCUUUUAUGUCCUGGAUUUACACGAAAUCGUAUAAAAGCGACGACUGUGCCAGCAAUCGACAUCAGUUGCAUUCGAGCAUCACAGCAAGCAAGCUAAAAGCAAACGUCUCACUGCCAAAAGCACAAAAAGCUCCUAAGCAACCACCACUACAUCUACUAUCACAUAUAAAAUGCGUUCAUUCUGUACCGUAUGUUUCGUAGCCUUGAUCUUGGCCGUCUGCAUGUGCAGCUUCGGCGAGGCGGCCUACAGGAAGCCACCAUUCAAUGGCAGCAUCUUUGGCAAGCGCAACUCUUUGGAAUAUGAUAAUGCCAAAGCUGUGACUGCAAUGUGCGAAAUUGCAUUGGAAGCGUGUCAAUCAUGGUUUCCUCAAGGCGAAAGCAAAUAAGCCAACUCCAGGGUGCGGACCGAAAGCUAUAAAUAGAGCGCCGGAAAACUAACGAUAUUCUAUAUUUAUAUCUAAAAUUAAGUACAGUUAUUAUAAACGUGGCUUUAAUAUAUUUAUACGCAUAUGUGUACAUAAAAAUUAAAUAAUUUACAUACAUACAUAUAUAUAAGUAUAUAUACAUAUAUCAGUAAUAAUGUUAUAAAAAUUAUUUAUUCAAUAAAGCAAAUGCUCAGUAAAGCAGAA